This is a messenger RNA of Dipodomys ordii (Ord's kangaroo rat), 916 nucleotides long. It is a transcript of the gene Lyplal1, whose product is annotated as lysophospholipase-like 1. Gene Ontology annotation, biological process: protein depalmitoylation. Gene Ontology annotation, molecular function: palmitoyl-(protein) hydrolase activity; carboxylic ester hydrolase activity. The record is from RefSeq and is a predicted model, not a curated record. Gene Ontology annotation, cellular component: cytoplasm. Bases 37 to 756 code for a protein of 239 amino acids. NCBI's taxonomy places the organism in Eukaryota, Metazoa, Chordata, Mammalia, Rodentia, Heteromyidae. The transcript has 5 exons.
CGGCAAAGAGGCGGGACUCCGGUCCUGGCCUGGGCGAUGGCGGCGGCCGCGGGCCUAGUGCCCCUGGAGACCAGUAUUGUGUCGCCCCUUGGAAGGCACAGCGCCUCGCUGAUCUUCCUGCAUGGCUCAGGUGAUUCUGGACCAGGAUUUAGAAAGUGGAUCAAACAGGUUUUAAAUAAAGAUUUAGCAUUCCAUCACAUAAAAGUUAUUUAUCCAACGGCUCCUCCCAGGCCAUAUACCCCUUUGAAAGGAGGAAUCUCUAAUGUGUGGUUUGACAGAAUUAGAAUAGCUCUUGACUGCCCGGAACACCUUGAAUCAAUCAAUGCAACAAGUCAGGUGCUUACUGAUCUGAUUAAUAAUGAAGUAAAAAGUGGCAUCAAAAAGAACAGGAUAAUAUUAGGAGGAUUUUCUAUGGGAGGAUGCAUGGCAAUGCAUUUAGCCUACAGAUUUCAUCAAGAUGUGGCAGGAGUGUUUGCCCUUUCUAGUUUUCUGAAUAAAUUCUCUGCUGUUUACCAGGCUGUUCAGAAAAACAAUGGUGUGCUACCAGAGUUAUUUCAGUGUCAUGGCACUGUGGAUGAACUAGUUCUUUAUUCCUGGGGUGAAGAGACAAAUUCAAUGUUAAAACAUCUAGGAGUAAGCACGAAGUUUCAUACUUUGCCGAAGUAUUACCAUGAAAUAAGGAAACCUGAGCUAGAAAAGCUGAAGUCAUGGAUCCUUACAAAGCUUCCUGAAGAAGUGGAAGAAAAUAAUGAAUGAAUUUUGAAAGAUUUAUUGCUAUAUAUGGAAUGUCUUUGUGAAAAGUGACCUUUGUUGCCAAAUUAUAAAUAUAAAUAGUUUACUCAAUGAAGUAAUUUUUAAAACGCUUAGAAUCUUAGAGAAUAAUACGAUAUUAAAGUUAGAUUCAUUUAAACCACCA